CGUCAGCAGUGCCACGUCAGCAACAUGACGGGCCUGCCAGGCCAACUGGCCAAUGAGCCCAUUGCCGACUACAAAAAGCGCUUCCAGGCUCAGCUCGCUGUAAUCGAGGCUGAGGAACAACGCCAGCUGGCAGCCAAGGCUACCCAGCUACAGGCUGACGAAGCGGCAGCAGCAGAGAAGCUGCGGCUACAGGCCGAAGCAGACGCAGAUGCCCAGGCUCGCCGCAAGGAAGCCCAGGAUCUGCUGCUGCGGCAUGAAGCCAACAGCAUCGAGAGACUCAAGUACUGGCACUUUGAACCGAACGGCGACGAGGCAACACCAGAAGAGCAGCAUAAGGAGUUCAUGGCCAAGCUAGUGACCAGCAGUGCAUCCUCUAGCCGCCAACUGGAGGAACGCGUUGACCACGUAGUGGCAAUGCUCGGCGACAUCAGCACCUUCACUGCGCCGACCACCAUCAGCAGUCAGCUGCAUACCUUGAAGACCGAGUUCCAGCAGUUGCAGUCGACGAACACGGAUGGCAAUCCUAAGUUGUACAAGAUGCCAACUUUCCAACUGGACAAGUUCGACAACUACACGCAGCAGGAUCCGGUCCUCUGGUGGGAAGCAUUCACGACGCAACUUCGGAUUUUGCCUGUCGCUAAGCAUGCGUACAUCGGCGCCCUGUUCAUGAACUCAAAGGGCGGAUGCCAGAUCUGGUUGACCCACCUGGCAACCUCUCACGGCGUCGACGUACCGGACUUGAAGGACAAGAUCACAUGGGAGGAACUGACACGACUGUGGAAGAAGCGGUUCAUCGUCGACGACGCACCAUCAACCGUCUGUUCACCAUGUCACAGGGCAACACCGCAACACGGGAUUGGCUCACGGAGUGGCAGAAGAUUGCGGCAGUGCCCAAUCUGGACUUGCCAUUCACGCAUUUACGCCCUGAGUUCUACAACAGGUGGCUGCUGUCCAGCCGCGAAGCAACAACAAGUCCCGCAACAAUGGGAAGGCGAAAUCCGCAUCACAGGCCGGAAAUGGACAGCCAGUACAAUUUCCAUGGGUCAAGUUBGGCUUGACCGAGGCGGAGUACAAGGUCCGCGGCCGCUACGGCAGCCGCUAUUGGUGCAACAGCACCAAGCACAAGACCUCCCUGUGCCAAGAUCAGGGCAAGGAGGAUGUGCGACCCCGCCUCAACUCGAGAAACUAAGUUCCACGGAAGGUGAGGCGACUCCACCUUCUACUCCGCCAGAUUCGGCCGCCUUGCUAGCGGCCUCCCACACAUCUGGGGAGGAUGCGAAUGUCGCAGGUUCUCGUUACACUUACGAGGACUAUGCUGUCCACUUGGUUCCACCGCUGGACCAACCGCUCCACGUGCAACAAUCUACCGCAUGCACGGUUUCAUCACCAUCGGCAACCGAUUCGGCAGCUUCGCCGCCAUCUAUCACCGGGGAUUCAUCGUCGUGGUCAAGACUUGAGGUGCUCGACCCACUGACGUUCACGGACUUCCAGUGGAUGCCCAUUCCCCCGAGCGGACGAUUGUCGAAACCGCAUUGCAAUGUGCUCAUGGCACAACUGCGGGAUCACUUGCACACUGCAGGACCAGCUCCGUUGAUGGACGUCGGAGUAGAGGUUGUCGACCUUCACGCUUACACUGCGAAGAUCGACCGCGAGUUCAAGAUGCAACGGUACGACGACAUCGACGCACCAUUGCUAUAUGUACGCAUUCAGAUCGGAGAAGCGACCUGCAACGCCUUGAUCGAUUGCGGAGCAUCUCGCAACUACAUCAGCCAGGACUUCAUGGUGCGCGUCGGCCUUGGCCCACGUGUCCGGAGGAAGUCCCAGCCUACGCAAGUCACGUUGGCGGACGGUCACACGCACAAGUCAAUCGACCGGUGCAUUGACAACGUCCCAGUGUACUUUGCCCCUCACGCAAGUGAGGCGGUGUCCUUUGACAUUCUGGACACCAAAUUUGACAUGAUCUUGGGCAUGUCAUGGCUGCGAAGCGAGGAUCACCCGGUGAAUUGCUUCCACCGCACCGUUCACAUUCGUGAUCGGAACGGAGUACUAGUUCCAUGCACGGUGCCUCUUCCUCAUCCUUCGAUCACCUGCCACGUGGUAUCCGCCACAAGCAUGCGAGCUUCCAUCAUCACAGACGACAUCGAGGAGAUGGGGGUAUGUUUUCUCCACGCCCUCCCGCCCCAUGACGCUUCAUCGACGGACUCACCUUCGGAUCCACGCAUCACCGAGCUUCUCGACGCCUACAGCGACGUGUUCGAAGGCCCGCACGGAGUAGUACCGGAUCGACCCAUCCGCCACGAGAUCAUCCUCGAGGACGGGGCCGUACCUCCGCGCGGUUGCAUCUACCGAAUGAGCGAGGAAGAGUUAAGUGUGCUUCGGGCACAACUCGACGACCUUCUGGAGAAAGGUUGGAUUCGGCCUAGCUCAUCGCCAUACUGUGCUCCUGUUCUCUUCGUCCGGAAGAAGAACAAGGAUUUGCGGUUGUGCAUCGAUUAUCGCAAGCUCAACGCGCAGACGAUCAGAAACGUCGGCCCUUUCCCACGCAUCGACCACCUUCUCGAGCGACUGGGCGGCGCCAAGUUCUUCUCCAAGCUCGAUCUCAAGUCGGGAUAUCACCAACUCGAGAUUCGCAAGGAGGACCAUUACAAGACCGCGUUUAAGACGCGAUAUGGGCAUUUCGAAUGGCUGGUUAUGCCUUUUGGCCUUACCAAUGCCCCGGCCACUUUCCAAGCGGCUAUGACAACGGAGUUCCGACACAUGCUGGAUCGAUACGUAUUUAUCUACCUCGACGACAUCCUGGUGUACAGCCGGAGUUUGGAGGAGCAUGUGGAACACCUGUGCACCAUUUUGGAGCGGCUACGACAAGCCAAGUACAAGGCCAACCGCGACAAGUGCGAAUUCGCACGACAGGAGCUAGAGUACUUGGGACAUUAUGUGACGCCGCAAGGCAUCCGUCCGCUUGCGGACAAGAUCGAGGCCCUACGAGUAUGGCCCGAGCCCACCAACACCACGGACGUUCGUUCAUUCAUGGGGUUGGCGGGCUACUAUCAGCGAUUCAUCACCGGAUACUCACGGAUUGCUGCACCUAUGACGCGACUACAAUCGCCAAAGGUGCCAUUCGUAUUCGAUGACGACGCACGUCGGUCAUUCCAAGCACUUAAGAUGGCUAUGCUCAUGGCACCCGUCCUCAGCAUCUACGACCCCACCCUGCCUACGAGCGGCAUUGGGGCAGUCUUGGAACAGCACGACGGCGACGACUGGCACCCUGUGGAGUAUUUCAGCCACAAAGUGCCUCCCAUCAACUCGCUUGAUGAUGCAAGGAAGAAGGAGCUGCUCGCGUUCGUCAUGGCUCUCAAGCGAUGGCGGCACUUCCUCCUUGGGCGUCGUAGGUUCACAUGGGUCACAGACAACAACCCAUUGACCUACUACAAGACGCAGGAUACGGUGAGCAGCACGAUCGGGCGAUGGAUGUACUUCAUCGACCAGUUUGACUUCUCACCAAAACAUCUUCCCGGCCUCUCAAAUCGCGCAGCAGAUGCACUCUCGCGAAGACCUGAUCUUUGCGCUAUGACACAUCAUGCCUUCGCAUUCGACGAGGAGCUUCAGCGACACUUCAUCCGGGCAUAUGAGUCUGAUCCGGACUUCGCCACGCUGUAUGCACAGCUAUUUUCGGAUCACCCGCCGGCCAGCCACUAUCGCAUUGCCGACGGGUACUUGCUCCUCCACUCGAGAGGCAAGAACUUACUAUGUGUCCCACGCGACCGCCGUCUUCGGACUCGCCUCCUCGGCGAGUAUCAUGAUUCUCGACUCGCCGGCCAUUUCGGCGUCAACCGCACUAUUGCACGGCUUCGACAGCGAUUCCGAUGGCCCGAUCUCAUUACCGAUGUCACUCAGUAUUGCGACUCUUGCGAAGUUUGCCGACGCAGCAAGCCCCACAACCGCAAUCCCUACGGCGAGUUACGCCCGAUGCCUAUCCCACGGGAACCUGGUCUCUCCAUUGCCAUGGACGUCACCGGUCCGUUUCCCCGCGACAGGCUCGGGCACGACGGCAUCCUCAUGGUGGUGGACCGAUUGAGUAAGUAUGUGUGUUUUCUUCCUUGCAAGUACUACUCCACGGCUCCCGAGCUGGCACGCCUCCUGCACACUGGUUGGAUUUGUGGCCACGGUGUACCAGAAGACAUUGUCAGCGACUGCGACACUCGCUUCAUGUCGGCAUUUUGGACUGCUCUCAUACAGGAGUCCGGCACGAAGAUGAAACCAAGUUCGGCUCGGCAUCCACAGACGGACGGGCAAACGGAGCGGGCACAUCAAACCGCUCAAAUGAUGCUUCGUACGCUCAUCCGUCCGGACCAGAAAGAUUGGGUUGACCGCCUCCCCGACAUCGAGUUCGCCUACAACACUUCGAUGCAUCUGGCGAUCGGCGUGACUCCAUUCGAGUUGCACCACGGUGGACGGAAAGGCCGGAUCUUCGCCGACCUUCUCCUCCCUCGACCAGCCGACAUUGACGCUGCCUGCUCUCCCGCUUCCAUCUGGAAGUACAGGGAAUUGCUGACUCAAGCCCGCGCAAACAUGCAAAAGGCUCAAGUCCGCAUGCAGCAGCARGCCAACAGGCGUCGCGUACCAUGUCCCAUCCGCGCCGGUGAUCUGGUUUGGGUCUCCGCGGAAGAGUUUGCACUGGAACAGGAUGUUUCACGCAAACUGCUUCCCAAGUGGUUUGGACCUUGGUCUGUGACAGCAGCCGCGGGCGAUGAGCCCGAUGGCCCUUCAUUUGUGAUCAACAUUCCAGAGCAUCUGACGGUCCAUCCGGUCUUCCACGCCUCGAAGCUUGCAACAUACAUGCCAGCCAAGAGCGACGACUUUCCGGGCCGAUGAUCGCAGGACUCUCCUUCUAUGGAUGGUCAUCAGGAAGUUGACCGCGUCAUCACCGAUC
Messenger RNA from Chara braunii, 4930 nucleotides. Lineage: Eukaryota; Viridiplantae; Streptophyta; Charophyceae; Charales; Characeae. The record is from the annotation of a GenBank genome assembly.